CUCGAUUACGAUAUAAGCGUUACCUGAUAGUCGACAUGGGAUAUCUGGGUUACGUAGAGAUUGAAGUUGUUUGCGCUGCCUCACCGUGGUGCCCAGCAUGCAGGAAAUAUUUCCACUCGGAGGGCGAUCCCGAGUACACGGCGAAAAACAAGAAAUCAUACCUUAGUGCAACCAAGUCUAACACUCGCAAACAAGAGCCGAAAGGUAGAAAGCAGGGAGGAGGCGACGGGACAAGAGCGGGGACAGGGGGCGGAGGAGAGGGAAGUGCGAGAGGAAAAACAGGCGGCAGCAAGGAGAGAGAGAUUGGGAAAGACGGAGGAUCGAAAAAUGGAACAGGGACGGAGGGUAAGGUGGGAGGAGAUGGGAGCGCCGCUCAUGACGAAGGGAAGGAGGGAAGACCUGAGAAGGAGAAAAACGAAACGCGAGGGGAGAAGACAAAGAAAGAGAAAAAGGGGUCGGAGGUUAAGGACGAUGCAAGCGGAAACAGGAAGGGAAACAGGACAAACAGAGAGGACAAGGGAAAGGGCCAAAAUGCGGAAAAGGACAAGAUGGAAAAAGAAAAUGGUCCAAUGGUGGGCAAGGGAGGAGGGAAUCCCGAGGAUGAUGGAUGAUUAAGAAAGAAGGAGGAGAAGAAGUGGGAAGAAUGAAAGGGAGACCAGAGU
Messenger RNA from Chara braunii, 662 nucleotides. The record is from the annotation of a GenBank genome assembly. NCBI's taxonomy places the organism in Eukaryota, Viridiplantae, Streptophyta, Charophyceae, Charales, Characeae.